This is a messenger RNA of Effrenium voratum, 1454 nucleotides long. NCBI's taxonomy places the organism in Eukaryota, Dinophyceae, Suessiales, Symbiodiniaceae. The record is from the annotation of a GenBank genome assembly.
GUGUUGAGCCACGUCAUCACCCUACUGGGCGCCUGCUACGUGGCCUCCCGCGCCCAUCGCUCGGCGCAGCUCGGGAAGGCGGCGUUCUCGGGGAAGCCAGUGGUGCACAUGACCAUUGUGCAGGACCCAGCGAACAACGAGAGCUUCGAGGUGCGUGAGGCGGCGUACCGGGAGUUCCUCUCAAAGUGCUACGAGGUGGCAUGGAGCUGCCGCCCGGAGCCGCAGGAGGUGCUGCCAGAGGUGAACUGCUGGGAGCGCAAGGACAGACUUGAUGAUGAAAGGGAAGCCGUGGUGCCGGUGGAGGUGCACAACUACGAGGAGUACAACUUGUCCAACAAGAGGCGAACCAAGUGCUUCAUUGACCAGGAGUUGCUGGGAAUGCAGCCGAACGAGAAGGUCCGUACGGCCUGGGGCGACACUAAGCGCCCCGGGCUCAUCAGGAUCUUGUUCAUCUUUCUGCUCUACUACCUGGUCUUGUUUCUCAUCACCUGGCUGCAGCCGGCGAGUUGGAACGCCUUCUGGGUGGCCGCAGGCUUCCGUCCCAUCUUCCUGGUGCUGAUCCCUGCCAUGAUUGGUCUGCACCAGUACGUGGAGAUUCGCCGAGAGGUGCAGAGUUUGUACGUGCUCUCCAGCUGGGGUCGGCUGAUCCAUAUGACCCGCCGGCCCCCACCUUCCUUCUUCCCUGCGGAUCUGUGCCCGGCUUGGUACGGGGGCACCUCCUUCCAACUGGACAGCUUCAAGAUUGGUCGCAUCUCCUUGGCGCAGCUGGACAUGCCGGCCCGGCCUUUGUGCCAGGACAGGCUUCGGGCUGGCUCCUCGGACGAGGCUUGGCGCCGGGGCUCCGUGACUGUGCGGGGCAGCUGCGGCCUGCUGAGAAUCACCCGUGAGCAUGGAGAGGCUCUGGAGAUGUACCAGGCCCUGUCGACCCUGGCGGGGCGUCAGCAGGUACCGGAGCUGCGCUCUGUGGGGGACGGUGGCGCAGCGAUCGCAGGACUCUGCCCCAAGCACGAGAUCCUGGCAGACAACGAGCGCCACAUUUGGGAGCACCAGUUUGACUCCUUCGGCUUCUUCGGGGACCCCUUCAACUACAGCACCAUGCUGACCCUUACGGACUGGCGAAUACUGGUCACCAGGGCCAGAUGGCCGAAGGCGUUUAGCCUGGUGGGCUGCCUUAUAGGCCCUCGCACCUGCAGCACCCGGUGCCGGUUGCUGCAGGAGCACUGGGGGUACUUCCCAUACCUCACGGUGACCUCGGUGUGGUAUGGCAGCCUGGAGUCCUACGUCACCCAGCGCGUACGUGCACCUCCGUUUUGGCCAGGCUUCAUGAGCCCCAUCAUGAGCCUCUCCGUGAACUUCCUGGAGAAGUACAUGCAGACCUACCCAGCAGCCCUGCAGGUCACCCAGCGGCCCUACGGCAUCGCGCGGCGCGUCAAGGUCAAGGACGAGAAGAUCUU